AUGUUCAGUAGAUACCUAGGUUGGUUUCAUCCAUCGGAACAGCCAGUGUCAACUUCUGGGUAUGGCCUCGACAAUAGAGACGAGCGCCUGCUGCCCUCGAAACGUGAUCAGGCGAUCGCAGAGAUAUAUCGGCUUGCCAAGGAUCAGGAGCCGAGCAUCUCAAGAGACUCACAGUGCCACGAGCCUGCUGCACGGGAUUCGGACAAUGUCGGUCCAGAACAAAGCUCGUACAAAGACAAAGCCGUGGAGUGCACUACAACAAAGAGAACAGGCGAUGGGCAGACUCCAAGCCCAGUACGAUCUGAACUGGCUGACCGUUAUAUUUCGAGGAGCAGCGAUCUGCCGGACAUCGAGGCAGGUAGCCAGUGGUUCAUCGAGGCAAAAAAUGGUGAUUAUGGUCAUGAUCAGCUAAGCCUUGAGCUCAACCGACCCAAGGCUCAUGCGCAUUGGCAAUCUAAUUACGACAUGGAGAAGCUCGGGCGUCUUGCUCUGCGAGGACAAAGGCCUGUCGAGGAAAAGUCAUUUCCAAGGAAGAGCAGACACCCUGACGACACAGAAGUUGUUCUGGACUCGUCUCCAUCUAUGCGACUUGAAACGGGCCCACAAUUAAUGGCGAAGGGUGGAGGAAAGCAAAAGAAGACAGAAUUGACCUGUUCAAAGUCUAAAGCUGCGAUUGUUGGCGGUUGCAUGGCGCUUCGGGAUCAGGCUGCGAUAACGGCACAGAUGAAUCUCAGAAAGCAUCGGAACACGAAGUUCCAAACACAGCCCGACGGCAGUAGUGCGCAACAAGUUACGAAUGAUGGCGAUACGAAUAAUGGAAGGCGGCCGAAACAGCGUGUUCCCGAUUUCAGUAAACUCUCGACAAGGGACCGAGAGCAGUAUGUAGCAGACAUGGCUACCCGGCAGAACGAAGCUCAAGCUGCUCUCGACAGGAAGUACGAACGCAUUUGGAAGGGAUAUACAAAGCCCUGGGAGAUCGUGCGGGAGAAACGAUCGAAAGCUGCCGAUGAAAUGAUACGAGCCGCGAAGGCUCAGGCAAAGACAAAACCGGCGAGCAAGACGCAAGGCCCUUACAUCCUAGGAUCUACAUCCGCAUCGACUUUUGACGAAGACAAUCCCAGUGAUAACAAGAAGGCAGAAGUGGAUGACAAGGGAGUAGAAGCAGUCACUAAAGAGGCCGAGUCAUUGCAAUCUGACGAGUGCAGCCUGCAACCAGAUACUGCUAGGGACCGGCCCUCCCAUGCUUCGAGAAGAGAUGUUGCUGCGCCUCGAUCACCACCGGAACCAAGACACGAUUCGCGAGAGGUACGAGAAGCUCCGCAGCAAGAUCUUCCAAGAUCUCACACUCCAGCCAGCGUGAUCAAAGGGAAAGGUGUAGCAAAGCUCUCUGCACGAUUUGAAGUGGCUGACAAGCCUGCCACUGCAGCGAAUGACGAGCCUGGGAAAAGGCAAGCACGCAACCCGAAUGCAUCUCAGCACGACGCUAGAAUCACAGCAGCGGGAAUCAACGCGCGGUUGGAACGAGCGAAAGCCGCUCGGAAGGCUGCGGAGAAAGCCAGAAGGCCAAAUGUCGAGACACCCAAGGCUGACGCAGAGCCCGAGAAGGAGCCUCCAAAGAGGGAGUGGAGGAAGUCAAAUCCUGCACUUGACGGUGACUCUCUCGCUGUGCGGUAUGCUCAGCUGGAUGCGGCGAAGAUUCUGGAGCUUGAUCGUGAUGAAAGUCGUCGACUGUUCAAACUUAAGCAGGAACAGCUGAGGAGGGAGCGGGAUGAAAAGUGGUGGGAGCAGAAGGAGAAGAAGGAGGAUGAUGUGUCCACUGCCGAGCGGUAUCGACAACGGAUGGUUCGUGCGAAGGCCACCAAGAGCAGGUUGCAGUUUGAGGCAGAUAGCGCCGAAUUUGGCAGCAGAUAG
Molecule: messenger RNA, 1911 nt
Organism: Fulvia fulva
Lineage: Eukaryota; Fungi; Ascomycota; Dothideomycetes; Mycosphaerellales; Mycosphaerellaceae
Exons: 1
Coding region: 1-1911 (636 amino acids)
Source: RefSeq, a predicted model, not a curated record